This is a messenger RNA of Medicago truncatula (barrel medic), 1528 nucleotides long. RefSeq lists its product as uncharacterized. NCBI's taxonomy places the organism in Eukaryota, Viridiplantae, Streptophyta, Magnoliopsida, Fabales, Fabaceae. The record is from RefSeq and is a predicted model, not a curated record. The coding region runs from base 148 to 1269 and encodes 373 amino acids. The transcript is spliced from 4 exons. Gene Ontology annotation, cellular component: chloroplast.
CAUUUUAGCUUCCACCAACGUAAGAAUCUAAUCAAGUCCACGGUCAGUAUUUUCUGCUAUACUUCCAUUCCGUGGUUUUUUAUUAACCUUAAACCUUGUCAUUAUAUCAUUGUUCAAUUUUUUAUUCUUGAAAUUCUGCAUCCUCUAAUGGCUCUCUCUGCAACAUUCAUCACUCCUUCACCUUCAAGUUCUAACCUUUACACCAAAUUUCGCAAACCCUUUCUCUCUCACUCUGUUUAUCUUCUUAAACCCUUUAAGAUCCGAGCUUCAACUACCCUUGAUUAUUCCAAUGUCUCUUCCAGUGACAAAUCCUCUCCAUUGAAGACUAGCAACUGGCAGUGGAAAUUCAAGGACAAUUUAAUAAAUAUUUAUUAUGAGGAACAUGUGAAGGAGAGUUCAGAGCCUUCCCAAAAUAUCUUGAUGAUGCCAACCAUUUCUGAUGUGAGCACUGUUGAGGAGUGGAGAUUAGUUGCUGAAGACAUUGCUCAACGUAGUGGCAGUGUCAAUUACCGCACUACUAUUGUUGAUUGGCCCGGUCUAGGUUAUUCUGAUCGACCGAAGAUUGAUUACAAUGCCGACGUCUUGGAAAAAUUUCUGGUUGAUUUCAUCAAUUCACCCAAUGGUCCAGUAAAACAACCAGACAACGAUCUGGUGAUUAUUGGUGGAGGGCAUGCUGCUUCAAUAGUAGUCCGUGCUGCAAAAAAGGGUCUGGUGAAGCCCAAAGCUAUAGCUGCUGUUGCACCCACCUGGUCUGGUCCCCUUCCUAUUGUAUUUGGCCGAGAUUCCAGCAUGGAAACAAGGUAUGGUCUUCUAAGAGGCACCUUAAAGGCGCCUGCAGUUGGGUGGAUGGUGUAUAACAUGCUUGUGAGCAAUGAGAAUGCAAUCCAAUCACAGUACAAAUCACAUGUAUAUGCCAACCCUGAUAACGUGACACCAGCCAUUGUCGAAAGCAGAUAUGCAUUGACAAAGCGACAAGGAGCACGUUACUUACCCGCGGCUUUCUUGACUGGACUCCUAGACCCUGUAACAUCCCGCGAGGAGUUCCUUCAACUCUUUGCAGAUUUGGAGGGAAAAAUACCAGUAUUUGUUGUAUCAACUAAAGGAUCCCCUAAAAGGUCUAAGGCUGAGAUGGAAGCUCUUAACGGAGCCAAAGGAGUGUGCAAAUUUGUGGAAGUGCCUGGUGCUCUUCUUCCACAAGAGGAGUAUCCUGCUUUAGUCGCGGAAGAGCUUUAUCAAUUCUUGCAACAGUAUUUUAGCCCUGUCGCUUAAAAGUUGGCACAUGAUGUUGGUGAAGCUUGCACAUGCAAUAAUAUUAGUGGAUUGAAGAAAGAUAGUAAUGGGACCAAGGGUAUACAUAUUUAUGUAAUGUGGUCUGUUUGAUUUUCAUAGAAACUUAAUGAGUUUUAUACACUUGCCAAAAUCAUUUCCCACUGGACUGAUGACUGACUUGAACAUAACUUCCCAGUGAAAGAUAAAUGUUUCCACAAAUUAGAGGCGACAUGUUUUAUUUGAGAAAAUUGUUUCCCCA